GUCACGUGUCACGUGUAUGCGGAAGUACAGAACCGUUGCUUUCUGUCUGUUUGCUAAGCAGAUGGUUCGGAUGUUAGCACAGAUUGACUUGCUAACGUUACAUAUUUUCUGUAACCGUUAACAAGUAAACAACACCCACUCAUGAUGACCCAGAAGCACUGCCUGGAGGGCCAGGUGUACUCCGUGCCUCUCAUCCAGUCAGACCUGAGGAGAGAGGAGGCUGUCCAUCAGAUAGCAGAUGCAUUACUCUACUUGGAGACCAUCUCUACGGAUAUUUUCAGAAGGGUGUCUGACAGUGUAGAGAACAACCGCCGCCAUCUGCAGAGUGUUACUGACCGGAUCAGACUCGCUCAGGCCCGUGUCAACAAGAUCAAAGGCAGUAAGAAGGCCACCAAGGUUUUCUCCAGUGCUAAGUACCCGGCUCCAGAUCGACUUCAGGAUUACUCAUCUAUUUUUAUUGAGGCUACAGACCCCUCCUCACAAAAUCGCCCCCGACAAAGGAUACAGAAUAAACUUCGACCCUUUGAUGAGAAGGCCUUGCAGGAGAAAUUGAUGUAUUUCCCAGUGUGUGUGAGCAAGAAGAAGAAGUCUGAGGAUGAGACAGAGGAGGGGCUUGGCAGUCUGCCACGCAACAUCUCAUCUGUCAGCUCACUGUUGCUCUUUAAUACUACAGAGAACCUAUAUAAGAAGUAUGUGUUCCUUGAUCCUCUGGCGGGAGCAGUGACAAAAACUCACAGAACACUAGAGACAGAAAAAGAAGAGAAGCCUUUUGAUGCACCGUUGUCCAUCACGAAGAGGGAACAACUGGAUAGACAGACGGCAGAGUCUUAUUUCUAUGUGCCAGACCUGGGUCAGGUGCCCGAGAUAGAUGUGCCAUCCUACCUGCCUGACCUUCCAGGCAUCGCAGAUGACCUCUCCUACAGCGCCGACCUCGGACCCGGCUUUGCCCCAUCAGGACCCACACACAACAUCCCUGAUCUGCCCUCUUUCGCUGAGGAGGGCGAUGCACAUGGAUUUCAGCUCCAAUCUAGUGUUCCACCUCCUCCACCACCUCCCCCUCCUCCUGAGCCUGUCCUCGCUCCUGCCUUUCCUGCAGGAGCUCCCCCUCCUCCUCCUCCUCCUCCCCCUCCUCCUGUUGACAGCCCCAGAGAAGUCUCUCGAGCGCCAGGUUCAGGUCCUGUGUCUGGUGCUUCCACCGAUGUGUUUGUGCCGUCAGACGGCCGUGCCAAUCUCCUGGAGUCCAUCCGCAACGCCGGAGGCAUCGGCAAGGCCAAGUUACGCGACGUCAAAGAUCGCAAGAUGGAGAAGAAGAAACAGAAAGAGCAAGAGCAAGCAGUGGGAGCAGCAUCUAGUGGUGGAGACUUCAUGUCUGAUCUCUUCAACAAACUCUCCAUGCGAAGGAAAGGCAUAUCUGGUAAGGGUCCAGCCGGUGGGGAUACAGGGGAAACUCCCAGUGGUACCAGCGGUGCAUUUGCCAGGAUGUCGGAUGUCAUCCCACCACUUCCUGCUCCGCAUGCGACAACAGACGAUGAUGACUGGGAAGCAUAACAUGCUGGACAAUGAACACUUAAAGGGCCAGUGUGUAGGAUUUGGCGGCUCCUAGUGGUGAGGUUGCAGAUCUAUCUGAAAAUCCUCUGGUGUACCAAACGUAUAUGAGAACUACGUUGGCCGACAAAACUGUGAAUGGCCUCAUCUAGAGCCAGUGUUUGGUUUGUCCAUUCUGGGCUACUGUAGAAAGUACAUGACAGUGCAAAAGAGUGACGAGGAUGUAGAUGUAAACGGCUCAUUAUAAAAAGGUAAUGAAAACAAUGUUCUUAUUUUUAGGGUGAUUACACAACAAUGAAAACAUACUCAAACUAAUAUUAUUAAUAAUAAUAAUAAUAAUAAUACACACUGGUCCUUUAAAAGCACUGAUAAUGAAAUAAUUCAAUAGUUUUGCAUUAUAUUGUGUACACAGUACACAAUAUUAGUAACAAUAUCUUAAAAUUGUUCUCUUUCUAACAAAAACUUUCAGUGUAAAAUGACCAAUAAUUGGCAUCAUAAUAAGUGCAUUGGUUUGUUUAACCAGUUUAACAAAACUCCAAUAAUAAAACAGUUUAUUGAUAAUCAUAAUAAAACAAUUUCAUUAAAUCAAACAAGCAUUAUUCGAACAUUCAUGAAAAUAAUGGAAUCAUUUUACUAACAUAUUUUAAAGUCAGUUUUGCAUUACAUAACACUUAACAUUAAAUGCUUUAAAUAUUUAACAUAUUCUUCAAGGAUAAAGUCACAUGGAUUCCUAAGUCGAUACUUUGUCUGUUAUCUGCUUAGAAGCUACUACAGUUAUUCAUCUCUACAUACUGAAUUUAAAGUCAAUCUGAUAACUGCCCCUGUGGCCUUUGUCUGCAGUGUGACAUCAUGUUCUUCACUUCUCAACCAGAGAUGUUAGCAAGCAGAACACAGGAAGUAGAAAAGAUAUGAAAGCUGAAACGUAAAAUACACCAACUAUGGUGUACUGAAAACAAACAAACUGCCCCACUGGUUGACCCAUGAACUUCAGCCAGGAGCACUUCGGUCUGACAGCUUCAAAAUGUUCAAGAAUGUAAACGCAAAUAAAAGGGGCUGAGGCCAUCUUGUGAUAAUUA
Molecule: messenger RNA, 2621 nt
Organism: Cyclopterus lumpus (lumpfish)
Lineage: Eukaryota; Metazoa; Chordata; Actinopteri; Perciformes; Cyclopteridae
Gene: wash1
Product: WAS protein family homolog 1
Exons: 11
Coding region: 142-1548 (468 amino acids)
Biological process (GO): endocytic recycling; Arp2/3 complex-mediated actin nucleation; retrograde transport, endosome to Golgi
Cellular component (GO): WASH complex; recycling endosome; early endosome
Molecular function (GO): gamma-tubulin binding; actin binding; alpha-tubulin binding
Source: RefSeq, a predicted model, not a curated record